Molecule: messenger RNA, 1511 nt
Organism: Dicentrarchus labrax (European seabass)
Lineage: Eukaryota; Metazoa; Chordata; Actinopteri; Moronidae
Product: T-box transcription factor TBX1
Exons: 8
Coding region: 225-1202 (325 amino acids)
Biological process (GO): positive regulation of DNA-templated transcription; cell fate specification; regulation of transcription by RNA polymerase II
Cellular component (GO): nucleus
Molecular function (GO): DNA-binding transcription factor activity, RNA polymerase II-specific; RNA polymerase II cis-regulatory region sequence-specific DNA binding
Source: RefSeq, a predicted model, not a curated record
CUUGGAUGUAUGUCUACCACACUGGCGGCGAGGAAGAUUUUUGCGUUCUGUUCUAUGUUGCAAGACAAAGUUGUUGGUUUGGUUCUCCGCUGGUCUUGAUGUAAAGGCAGGAGUGGCUACUCGUGGUCAGAAGUGGAAGAUCAGACUUAAGUAAACAGAAACAUCAAAGGAGGAGACGAAACAGAAAAUUAAUUUAUAUUUUUGAUCUCACAGACCUUCAAAUAAUGAAUGGUCCUCAGCUGUCUCAGAGCUGUGAACUAUCUCUGCCCUGCUGUGCAGACAGGGGGUCACUGCCGAACGCCAAGGCCCCCCAAGUCAGCGGGGUUAGGGUUCAGCUGGAAAUGCAUGUACUUUGGCAGCAGUUUGACCAGCUGGGCACAGAGAUGAUUGUUACCAAAGCCGGAAGGAGGAUGUUUCCAACAUUCCAGGUGCAAAUCUCCGGGAUGGAUCCUGCUGCUGAAUAUGUCCUGCUCAUGGACUUUAUCCCUGUUGAUGAUAAAAGAUACAGAUAUGCGUUCCACAGUUCAUCCUGGUUGGUGGCAGGACGAGCAGAUGUUGUGGCCCCAAGCAGGAUGCAUUUCCACCCAGACUCACCUGCCUGUGGAGCCCAGUGGAUGAAGCAGACGGUAUCCUUCGACACUCUCAAGCUCACCAACAACCUGCUGGAUGACAACGGACAUAUGAUACUGAACUCCAUGCAUCGCUACCAGCCACGCUUCCAUGUGGUGUAUGUGGAUCCAUCUCCUAACAGUCAAGUAAAUGCAUACAGGAACUUCUGCUCUUUUUCCUUCCUCGAGACUCGCUUUAUGGCUGUCACUGCUUACCAAAACCACCGGAUCACCCAGCUAAAAAUUGCGAGCAACCCGUUUGCUAAAGGCUUCAGGACUACAGACCCCCACGACCAGGUGGGUAAUUCUGGUCACCUAGCAGUGUGGUGUCCACCAGAGGGCAGAACCGAGCCCCUUGUCACAAAACUUGGAGAGCAGAGAAGCUGGGGGUCAAAGACUUCAACUAGACAGGAGGACCCAGCCCCGUUGUUGGCAGAGCAACAGUGUGGACUUUUCCACCACUGUAAAGACUCAGUGGGACUUACCAUGGAGAGGAAAGAUGGACACACUAUAUUAGCACCUGCUGCCUUCCUCCCUAUCCCUUCCUACUGGGACUGCCCAGGAUCAUCUCAAGAGAGAAGCUGUUUGUCAUAGAGAAACUGACUUUGAAUUCACUGUGUGUUUUAUAAUACAUGUAUAUAGUUUGUGGUCUCCCUCACCAAAUAAAUGUAUAGUAAUGGUAUGCAUGUGCUCCAUCAAAACAGUAAUGUCUAUGGCAAUAUGAUAGAUGACGCUGAUAUAUAUGUUAUAUAUAAUAUUAUAGCAUACAAUAGGAGCACUACAGAGUCACAGUAAAGUCCUAUAGAUUAUAUACAUACAUAGGCUUCUAGGACCCCGACAUACUCACAGCUGAGAACAACAAGCACACAUAAUAAUUUAUGAAAAUGAUAUGGUAAUUUGUAC